AUGGUAAACUACAAGAGGAAUAGUGGCCCAUAUUUAAGUGGACAGCAGCCAUAUACUUUCUGGCAGCACGAUUUACCAUCUUGUGUUUUUGGUUCCCGCAGGGCUUUAGCGACACCUGGUGUAUCCUCAGUGACUCCACCAGUAGAUAUCGUAAUUAGGCCGCGCAACAGGUACCCGCAGAGCGAGUUAUCGACCUAA
Messenger RNA from Sclerotinia sclerotiorum 1980 UF-70, 198 nucleotides. RefSeq lists its product with no specific name. The coding region runs from base 1 to 198 and encodes 65 amino acids. The transcript has 3 exons. The record is from RefSeq and is a predicted model, not a curated record. NCBI's taxonomy places the organism in Eukaryota, Fungi, Ascomycota, Leotiomycetes, Helotiales, Sclerotiniaceae.